AAGUAACAUUAUUCAUUUCUGCUGUGUGUCUGAGUGACAGAAGGAAAGUGGGGGUUAGAGAAGCGUGCUUGUCCGUUUCCUGCUUUGAGCUGGUUUGCGCUCAGAACAGAGAAGAGAAACUUCCUUGACUGUAAAGUCGCGAGGGCGACGGGUUUUUUUUAUUUAUUUUUAUUUUAUUAUCAUUUUAAAGGCGAAUAAGAAUUCAUUUGAAAAUAAAAGCGGCGCGUUCUGGUAAAGGAUUAUGAGCCGAGGAUCUAAGAGUAAAACGGAGAGCAUCCCAAGCUGUUUGUUGAGUCAGCAGGAGAAUGACAGACUGGAGGAGCUGCUGGGCAGAAGGUGUGCUUCCAUGGCCACUGCAGUGGCUCAGCUGUUCAUGGCUGUGCCUCACAGUCCAACCAUGUGGAACCUGCAGCACACAGGAGUGGUCUGCUUCGUCAAAGACAACCCUCAGCGCUCCUACUUCAUUCGCAUGUUUGAUCUAAAGUCAGACAGACUGGUCUGGGAGCAGGAGCUCUACGACCAGAUUGUUUACGCCGCACCUCUGUUGUACUUCCAUUCCUUUGCUGCAGAUGACUGUCAGGUGGGACUGAACUUCACGGACCAACAAGAGGCAGAGCUCUUCUUUAAGGCCGUCACAGAGAAAAUCAACCAAAGAAACGUGCGACAAGAGAAGAAACACCGCCCUCCGCCACCAAGUGACAGAGGGUCCCUGCCUCCGCUUCCACCUGAAAAAGCAUCACCCAGCAGCCCCGGCACUUUUCACAUGGCCACCGUGGACAUCCAAAACCCAGACAUCCAGUCGUCCCGCUACCGGUCCAUGCCUUCGCCUGCCGUUUCCUCAGCUGCCUCCAGCAAAGAAAAGAAGAGCAAGAAGAGCAAAAAAAAGGGCCCCAAGUUCUCCAAAGCAGAUAUAGGAGCACCUUGUGGAUUUAAGCACGUAUCGCAUGUAGGAUGGGACCCCAACAACCUGGACCCUGACUUGCACAAACUGCUGUCCCAAGCAGGYGUGGCUGAAUCGGACCUCAGGGAUGAAGAGACCUCUCAGAUGAUCUAUAACGCCAUAGAGGCUCAUGGAGGCAUGGAGGCGGUCAGACGGGAGGCCAAACAAGUUGGCGGGCCCCCACCUCCUCCACCUGGUAGACAUGGGCCGCUGCCUCCUGUGCCGGGCUCCAGUCCCUCCGCUCCAACCCCUCCGCCUCCACGGAGYCGCUCGGGCCCCCUGCCUCCCAUCCCGGGCCAAAACCAACGAAGCGCCCCGCCUCCCCAGCCGCCUCCGUCCCGCGGAGGUUUGCCUCCUCCUCCUCCUCCUUCAACGGGCCGAGCCGGCGUGCCUCCUCCUCCGCCACCGUCCCACUCUGCACCUCCUCCGAUGGCGCCGCCCUCAAGGACCCCGAUGGCCUCCAGCAUGCCUCCUCCCCCGCCACCAUCAGGCCAGCAUCGCACCAUGGGCGUCCCUCCGCCCCCCCUUCCAUCCGCACCCAGCAGAGGAGGUGGUGGAGGAGGAGGGGGGCCGCCGCCCCCACCUCCCCCUCCUCCCCCUCCACCUGCUCAAACUUCUAUACCCUCAGAUUUCCCACCUCCUCCUUCCCUGUCCCGUGGUCCCCCACCACCACAGCCUCCAUCCGGAGGAGGAGGAGGAGGAGGAGACAGCAGGGGGGCUCUGCUCGAUCAGAUCCGACUCGGGAAGAGUCUCAGAAAAGUAACAGAGAGCGCUGAACCUCUUCCAUCUCCAACAACAGAAGGAGGAGAAGGCAUCGUGGGCGCUCUCAUGAUGGUCAUGCAGAAGAGGAGUAAAGUCAUCCAUUCCUCUGGUGAAAGUGAAGAUGACGGUGGAGAUGAAGAUGACGACGACGAUGAAUGGGAUGACUGAUGAGGCAGUUGUGGUUAUUCUGAAGUUUGAAACUGUUACACCCGGCAGUGUUUUGUAAAAGGGGCGGACUUUGCAGACUGGGGUACAACUUGUAUUUAUGGGAAACUGUGACGAUUUUAGACAAAUAAAAGAAUAAAGAGGUUGAAAAACAAGAGUGCAA
This is a messenger RNA of Austrofundulus limnaeus, 2030 nucleotides long. RefSeq names its product WASP actin nucleation promoting factor b (gene wasb). Gene Ontology annotation, molecular function: actin binding. The transcript is spliced from 11 exons. The record is from RefSeq and is a predicted model, not a curated record. Lineage: Eukaryota; Metazoa; Chordata; Actinopteri; Cyprinodontiformes; Rivulidae. Gene Ontology annotation, biological process: actin filament organization. The coding region runs from base 242 to 1870 and encodes 542 amino acids.